Molecule: messenger RNA, 1525 nt
Organism: Leptosomus discolor (cuckoo roller)
Lineage: Eukaryota; Metazoa; Chordata; Aves; Leptosomiformes; Leptosomidae
Source: RefSeq, a predicted model, not a curated record
AUCUUGACGUCUAUGGGCCAGUUAUGUUACUGAAAGUUGUUAAUUACUUUACAUAGGAUGGUGAAUUCUGAGGAAGAAGCAGCUGGUGUGUUGAGCCACUUCUAACUGAGGACUGAAAAUGCCAGCAGUUGAAAGCGAGGCAAAAGCGAAAACCAAAGUCCGCUUUGAGGAAAUCUUCAGGCGUCAUGCUGGCCUAACAGACACAAAGAAAUCAAAGAAAAAGAAGUUUCAGUCUCAAGAGAAUAUUGUGCUUGACACCUUUAGAAGUAAUAUUGAUCUAGCUAAGGAAAGCGUCAAUGAUGAAGCAAUUAUAAACAACACAUAUAAUCCUGAAGAAGAGAGUCCCCGAUUUACAAAAAAUAAACUGAGAGAGAAAGCCUCAAUUGCAGAGAAAAUAAACAAUGAUAUUGUUAGUGGAGAGGAGAACAAGCAACCAAAGUCUAACAAGAAAAAGAAAUCACUGUUACAAGAACAAUUUAAUGAGGAGGAAAAUUUAUAUGAAGCUAAAUUGGAGAGUUUUGAGAAAAAGUUUAAUGAUUUUCCAAAGAAGAAAACAAAAAGUAAAUCACAAACAGAUGUACCUCAUCAAGAAGGUGAUAGAAAGAUUAAAAAUUCCUUGACUGAAGCAAGAAAUGUAACUGAAUUAGAAGAGGAAGAAGAGCUAAUUCGAGCCUAUCAGCUGCAUGUGGCAGAGGAUGAGGCAAAUGCAAUUAAAAAGAGAAUAAGAAUGAAGCUUAAAGAACAGAUGCCUGAAUUUACCUCCACUGUUCAAAGCCAUGAAGUUGUAUUGAACAAGGAAGCAGGCAAAAAGAAGAAAAAGAAGAAAGUAGCGGUUUUAAGUGAAGCUGAAACAAGUGCAAUGUCCCUUUCUGAGCUACAGCAUCAUCCAGCAGAAACUAGCCAUGAAGAUCAGUCAUUGGAAAGACUAUUUACAUCAGAAGUACAGAAACUGGAGGAAAGCAUGGAGAAACAGAAACCUAAGGCAAAGAAGGUUAAAAAGAAAACCAGAAAAGAAGAAAACACAGAAGUUGCUGCAGAAAAUGAUGAGGAAAUGAAGAAUUCAGAAAUUUCAACUCAGUCUAAAUUUGGUUUUGAUGAUGAUCUUGUGUUGGGAGUUUAUAUCCAUCGAUCUGAUCGACUUAAAACUGAUCUCCUGGUAUCUCAUCCCAUGGUUAAAAUCCAUGUGGUUGAUCAGAGAAGUGGCUUAUAUGUCAAGAAGGAUCAUAGCAAGAGAAAAGUUUCAUCUUAUUAUGAACAAGAACAGAUAGAGCAUGUUCUUCCUAUCAUGACACAACCAUAUGACUUCAGACAGUCGAAAUCAACAGUUCCAGAAUGGGAGGAGCAAGUCAUUUUUAAUGAGCGUUUUAGUUAUUUUAUUCAAAACACUGAAGAAAGCCCUCGGGUAAUCCUGUUUUUUGAGAUCCUUGAUUUUCUAAGUAUGGAUGAAGUGAGAGCCACCUCUGAUGUACAAACUCAGGAAUAUGGUUUCCGAAAAAUUUGUUGGGCAUUUCUAAAGGUAUUGUAA